AGAAAUAGAAAAAUUUAGUGUAAAAUUGUUUUCUAGAUCUGCCAAUGGAAACUAUUGUAGUUGUUCUUAAUUUUUAAUCAUUUACCUUCUUUCUCCUCUAUAUAAGAGCCGCUAACGAUCUGAACUGGUGACUCAAGGCACAUCAAAAUGAGCUUCAUUUGGAACGUUUCAAUAUGUGUCACAGCUUUAGUUGUUAUAGUGAUAACCAAAUGGUGGUACCGAUGGUCAAACCCCCAGUGUAAUGGCAAGUUACCUCCGGGAUCAAUGGGUUUUCCGAUCAUUGGAGAGACAAUCGACUUCUUUAAACCUCAUGGACUCCUCGAGAUCUUACCCUUUGUCAAAAAAAGGAUGUUAAGGUAUGGGCCACUGUUUCGCACCAACAUUUUCGGAACCAAUACUGUGGUAGCGACGGACCCUGAUGUGAUCUACGAGAUUUUUCGGCAAGAGAACAAGUCUUUCGUGUUUAGCCUUCCGGAUAAUUUUCUCAAGAUCUUUGGAAAAGAUAAUCUGUUAAGUGAACAUGGGGACGCCCACAAGCAUGCCAAACAAAUCACUCUAAAUUUUCUUGGCUCUGAGGGAUUGAAGCACAACAUGAUAGGAGACAUGGACAAAGUGACCCGCGAGGAACUUAGAUCAAAGGCUAGCCUCGGGAGCUUCGAUGUUAAGGAGGCCGUUACAAGCUUGAUAAUAACUCACUUGACCCCCAAGUUGAUAAGUAACCUUGGAUCAGAGACUCAAGCAAAUCUUAUAGAAAGUUUCAAGGCAUGCAAUCUUGAUUGGUUUGAGUCAUUCACUAGUCUUUCUACCUGGAGAUCGUUCUACAAAGCUUUUUCGGGACGCAAAGCGGCUAUGAAGAUGAUAAAUGAUGUUUUCGUAUCAAGGAAAGAAUCAGGAGAGAAUCAUGGAGACUUCCUCAGCACAAUGCUAGAAGAUGACCGUUUUAAUGAGAAAGCCAUUAUGGACCACAUCUUUGUUCUUCCGGUUGCUGGUAAAGAUGCUAUUUCUACGGUCGUUUCAUUGGCCGUAAACUUCAUUACGAAAAACCCUAAAGUUUUAUCAGAGUUGAAGAGAGAACAUAAGGCGAUUCUUCAAAACAGAGAUGAUGAAAAUUCUGGAAUUACCUGGGAAGAAUACAGACACAACAUGACUUUUACCAACAUGGUGAUUAAGGAGACUCUUCGAAUGGCAAAUGUGGCUCCUGUAAUGUUUAGAAAGGCUUUGAACGAUGUCGAAAUCAAAGGAUAUACAAUUCCAGCGGGUUGGAUGGUGGUGGUUGCAAGUUCAGUGAUUCAUUAUGAUCAUACGAUAUAUGAAAACCCUUUUGAGUUUAACCCAUGGAGAUGGGAGGGCAAAGAGCUGCUUAAUGGUUCUAAGACGUUCAUGGUGUUUGGAGGUGGAGUGAGAUCGUGUAUUGGUGCAGAGUUUGCAAGGCUUCAGAUUGCAAUAUUUAUACACAAUCUUGUCACCAACUACGAUUUCUCGAUGGUCCAAGACUGCGAAGUCACUCGUACUCCACUGCCUUCUUUCCCCAAUGGCGUCCAUAUCAACAUCUCUCAUUCUCCCACCAACUAAAACGAAGAUCUUUAAUCUCAAUCUAAAUAAAAUAAGCUUAAAUCUAACUACAUAAUAGUGUUGUAUAUGCUUUCAUAUUCAU
Molecule: messenger RNA, 1654 nt
Organism: Arabidopsis lyrata subsp. lyrata
Lineage: Eukaryota; Viridiplantae; Streptophyta; Magnoliopsida; Brassicales; Brassicaceae
Product: cytochrome P450 708A2
Exons: 8
Coding region: 148-1572 (474 amino acids)
Biological process (GO): sterol metabolic process
Molecular function (GO): monooxygenase activity; heme binding; oxidoreductase activity, acting on paired donors, with incorporation or reduction of molecular oxygen
Source: RefSeq, a predicted model, not a curated record